Molecule: messenger RNA, 1217 nt
Organism: Actinia tenebrosa (Australian red waratah sea anemone)
Lineage: Eukaryota; Metazoa; Cnidaria; Anthozoa; Actiniaria; Actiniidae
Source: RefSeq, a predicted model, not a curated record
ACAAAAUACAAUAGCCGUAUAACAGGAAAGUCUUAAGGCAAUGCGCUACCAAAGUGGGCAUUUAUACCAACUCUUUUAGCUCUCUCAUGUAGACUUCUUUUUGGUCUCUUAUAAGUUCUUUUUUUGUUCUGCUACUGCGGGAGGUAUGAAGAGACGCGGUCUGGUAUUAAUACUCACAGCUUCCACUUGGCUUCUAGUGCUACGCAAUUCAGCCUGUGCAUCAACCAAACUCCAAUGUCUGUGCACCGAGUGUCCAAAAGCUGUGUGUACCUCACACUAUGGCUGUUACAUCGACGUCAAAGAAAAAAGAAUAAAUACUACGCAUGCGCGGCAGAAGAUCACUUAUGGCUGUAUUGAGGAGUAUAAUAUUACAAUUUGUAAGCGGCAUGAAUGGGACGCCAUAAAACGAACUCGAAAACUCCCAAUUUGUUGCAGUGAUGAAGACCUCUGCAAUAUGCCCUUACUUCUAAAAGAUGUAAUUGAAAGAAAACACAAGAGCAAACAGGCAUACUGGAAAAGAAGACAGAGACUUCGUGACAACAACAAACAACCUUGUCCUGAAGUUGAGCCUGCAAUCCAAUUAGCCAGCGUAAUAUUACCCAGCAUCCUCAUCGCAGUUGUAUUUUUGAUUUCGUUUCUUCUUUUCGCGGAGCUAAUUCGACAUCGCAAGCUUUACGUCUGUGAAAAAUCACCCGAGAAUCAAAUCUCCCCCAAAAGUAAAUGCAAAUGUACUAAUCAAGAAUUAUCCUAUGAUUUGACUUCGGACACUAGUUCAAGCUUGACUCUGUCGUCAUUAUUGGCGAAAUACUGAAUGUAAAAUUUAUUUUAUUUCAUUUUAGAAAUAUGUGAAUAAUUGUCCAAGGUGUUAAAGAAGGUCUUUAUCAUUGUAAGCUCAUCGUUCGUCUCGCUAGGCACGGCUAUCUUUCAAGAUGGCGCAGGGAACUGUGAAGGGGACUAUUGUUACUGGCCGGUUUAGACAUUAAUUUUAGGGAGGGGAGAUGAUGAAAAUAGGGGAUUUACGUCCAUGACAGAAAGGUGACAGAAAGUAAGUGUACACAAGGAAAACCAGUAAGGACCAACAGUGAAUGACAGAGCAUAACGAAUGAAGAUCCACUAACUAUACAUGCAAUUUAGCAUGAUGCUGAAUAAGGUCUUAUAACAUGUUAUAAGAUGAGAAUAUGUGGUAGCACUUAUGAAAUACAAGAUAUAGAAAUAUA